This is a messenger RNA of Labeo rohita (rohu), 5359 nucleotides long. It is a transcript of the gene secisbp2l, whose product is annotated as SECIS binding protein 2-like. Gene Ontology annotation, cellular component: ribonucleoprotein complex. The transcript has 18 exons. Lineage: Eukaryota; Metazoa; Chordata; Actinopteri; Cypriniformes; Cyprinidae. Gene Ontology annotation, molecular function: ribonucleoprotein complex binding; mRNA 3'-UTR binding; selenocysteine insertion sequence binding. Gene Ontology annotation, biological process: selenocysteine incorporation. The record is from RefSeq and is a predicted model, not a curated record. The coding region runs from base 134 to 3247 and encodes 1037 amino acids.
UUCCGUCCCAGAUGAGUGUCAGUCAGUCAGUCAGUCGGUGACGGACAUCAGAACCGGAGCAGCACCGGAUCAUGCGCGCGCUCACGGCCUCCUGACAGCUGCACGCGGCUCGGUUCCGGUGUCGGCGAGCGAGAUGGACGGAGGCGAGAGGAAGGAUGUGAAGCUCUCUGCUGAAGUAGAACCGUUUAUCCCUCAGAAGAAAGGUGCUGAAGCUUCAUUGUUACCCAUGAGUCUGUGCGGUGAGGGUGGAGCUGAGCCCACACAAAUCCCCUCCUACCUGAUCACCUGCUACCCCUUCGUACAGGAGAAUCAGAACAACAGUCGGCAGCUGCCCAUGUAUAACGGAGAUCACCGCUGGCAGCAGCUCAACCCGAGCCCCGGGUACCUGGCGUACCCCAUCCUGUCGUCCCCGCAGCCCCCCGUCGCCAGCGAUUACGCCACGUACUACCACGCCAUCAUGCCCACGCCCUGCCCUCCCGUCAUGGGCUUCUACCAGCCCUUCCCGGGGCCGUACGCGGGGCCGCUGCAGGCCGGUGUGCUCAACCCCGUGUCCGACUGCAGCGAGCGGGCGCUGCCGCAGGGCCAGACGCAGAGGGGAAGAGGCGUGUCACGAAACCCCGUCCUGCACAAGCAGCCGAUGGCUCAGCCAAUGAGAGCCAAGCGUCCCGUGAUGCGGAGCGUGGCGGUACAGAAGGAGGUGUGUGCGGCCGGGCCUGACGGGAGAUCCAAGACGGUGCUGCUGGUGGAUGCGGCGCAGCAGACAGAUUUCCCCGGCGAGGCGUCUGGCAGUGCCAGAUGUGCGUCCGAUCAGACGAGUCCACAGCAGUGGAAGAAUAAACCUCGGCGCAGACGCACGUCGCAGCAGGAGUCGUCCAGCGAGCAGGGAGCCAGCGAGGCCGAUAUCGACAGCGACAGCGGCUACUGCAGCCCCAAACACAACCAGGGAGCCGCCAACACCUCCACUAAUCAGCACACGGCCACCACGGCUGUGGACGCUGGCGUCAUGACAGCUGUUAGCUGGGGGAAUGUAGCCUCACAGGCCGUCCAGAAGCCGUGGACAGACAGGAACACACUGUAUCACAGAGGCAGCAGAACACCUGAGCAGAGGAACUACACUCAGGACUUCCAGAUGAGCUUUGGAGGUCGUGCGGGAGGCCAGAGAUCGACUCCUUCAGAGACGCCCAAUACACACCUCACGCCUGAGCCACUGUACUUUCAGGAUGAGGACGAGUUUCCUGAUCUGGCCACAGGUGGCGCUGCUCAGCGGAGUAAACCAGAACCAGUUCAGCCCAAACUGCCCAAGAACCUGCUGGACAACCUUCCAGAGAAUUCCCCUAUAAGCAUCGUGCAGACGCCCAUCCCCAUCACCAGCUCUGUGCCCAAGAGAGCCAAGAGUCAGAGGAAGAAGGCGCUCGCUGCCGCUCUAGCCACGGCGCAGGAGUACAACGAGAUAAGCAUGGAGCAGAAGAAACUACAGGAGGCUCUGUCUAAAGCAGCAGGUAAGAAGAGCAGGACGCCGGUGCAGUUGGAUCUGGGUGACAUGCUGGCGGCACUAGAGAAACAACAACAGGCCAUGAGGGCACGACAACUCAACAACACCAAACCACUCUCAUACACAGUCGGGACAGUGGGCGCUCUGCACAGUAAAGAUGGCGGCGGCAGCAGUCGAGUGUCGGGACUCAAAAACACAUACACCCCCCCUCACAACAUCCUGGACUCAAGCGCCCCCCGCGUCAAGAGAGGGAAAGAGAGAGAGAUUCCCAAAGUCAAGAAGACCACCGCCAUGAAGAAGAUCAUUCUGCAGGAGCGUGAGGUGAAGAAGGGCAAGAGUUCUACUGAUCACAGCGUAUCUGGAGCCGACGAGCAAAGAGACACUCUGAGCUUCACCGACCCGCUCACACAGGAGCAGGAUGAGAACGGUCUGAGCAUGCCCAGUGAUGCGUCCCUGUCCCCAGCCAGUCAGAACUCUCCCUACAGCAUCACGCCCGUGUCACAGGGCUCGCCCGCCAGCUCCGGCAUCGGGAGCCCCAUGGCUGCGUCCGCCAUCACCAAGAUCCACAGCCGCAGGUUCAGAGAGUACUGUAAUCAGGUGUUGAGUAAGGAGAUCGAUGAGAGCGUGACGCUGCUCCUGCAGGAGUUGGUUCGCUUUCAGGAGCGGGUUUAUCAGAAGGAGCCCAGCAAAGCCAAAUCCAAGCGGCGUCUGGUCAUGGGUCUGCGAGAGGUCACCAAACACAUGAAACUGCACAAGAUCAAGUGUGUCAUCAUUUCGCCCAACUGUGAGAAGAUCCAGGCCAAAGGAGGUCUGGACGAGGCCCUUUAUAACGUCAUUGCCAUGGCGAGGGAGCAGGAGAUCCCGUUUGUGUUUGCUCUGGGCCGAAAGGCUUUGGGCCGCUGCGUGAAUAAACUCGUGCCGGUGAGCGUCGUGGGAAUAUUUAACUACUCUGGAGCAGAGGGUUUGUUCAAUAAGCUGGUGUCUCUGACGGAGGAGGCGCGGAGGGCGUAUAAGGACAUGGUCAGCGCUCUGGAGCAGGAGCAGGCCGAGGAGGCGCUGAAGAAUGUCAAGAAGGUCACGCACCACAUGGGCCACUCCAGAAACCCGUCCGCCGCCAGCGCCAUCUCCUUCUGCAGCGUCAUCUCCGAGCCCAUCUCAGAGGUCAACGAGAAGGAAUACGAGACGAACUGGAGGACGAUGGUGGAGAGCGCAGACGCUCCAGAGCCGCUGGACGCCGAGCCCAUCAGCAGAGCGACCAGCAAAGAGCAGCGCGAGAUCGCCACGCCGCCUCCGCAGCCGACGGCCGGUUCCAGCCCGAGCCCCGCGGCCGCCCGCGCGCCCGAGAGAGACGAGUCCCGCACGGACGACCGGCUGGAGUGGGCGUCGCAGCAGAGCACGGAGACCGGCUCCCUGGACGGCAGCUGCCGCGACCGCCUCAACUCCUCCAUGACCAGCACCACCAGCACGCUGGUGCCCGGCAUGCUGGAGGAGGAGGACGAAGAGGAAGAGGAGGAGGAGGACUACACGCCCGAGCCCAUCUCCGUGCAGGUGCCGCCGCUCAGCUCCAGAAUCGAGUCGUGGGUCUCCAAAACCUUAGAGAACCUGCAGCUGCGCAGACAGAGCAGCACGGAGGACGAGGACGACGAAGACGAGGAAGGGCGGCUGAGCGACGAGGAGGAGCUCGACUCUUCUGACCUGGCCGAACCGGCGGUCGACGACAAAGACGCUGCGGAUUCGCCCGCGCGCACGGGAUGAGAGGUCGCGGCGCACACGUUCCACAAACACUGACUCAGGAAACUAUAACGGACAGACCAACCGCUCACACACUCUCAUCUGCUCACACUUCACACGUGUGACUUUACGUCUUCAGAUGAUGCUCAAGCUGCUCCAGAACAGCACUGUAAAGCAUCAUAGCAGUCGUCCGUAUUCUUCGUUUUGACUAGGGUGAAAAACUGAUUUCACACUUUCAAAGUGAUUGAUGGCAAACACACCGUCCUUUCAUCAUCUAAUCAUCAUUUAAUCACCCUCACGUCAUUAAAAACAAAGAUAUUUUGAAGAACUUUGGAAACGACCAACUUUGGACCCCAUUGACUUCCAUUAUACGGACAAAAACAAACUAAUCAAAGUAUCUUCUUCUGUGCUCCACUUAAGAAAGCAAGCCAGUCAAACAGGUUUGCACCACAUGAGGGAGACGAAGUGAUGACAGAAUGACAUUUUUGGGUGAACUAUCCCUUUAAAUAGCUGUAGUGAGUCAGUGAAUCACUGAGUCAUAUGAAUCACUCUAACGAUGCUUUACCGUGUUUUCGUGAUUCUGCCCCAAAAACGAGCAGCUGAAUGUUUUUCAUCCGUGUUCCACUGAAGAAAUAAAGUCAUGUGUGUUUAAAGUGAGUAAAUGAUUCACAGUUCAGGUGAAUCAUUUCUACAAAUCAAUGAAGGAAACAAGCGUUCGUUCACUCAUUCCUCACACACGUCUGUUCUCGGUGGCUCAUCUGAACACGCGUUUGGUUUAACCAGGAAAAGCAAACGCGACGCAUUAACAAACGCUGAACGGCAGACGUCUUGAUGUGUGAUUUGUGCGUAACUAAUGAACAAAUGAACGAAUCCUGUGUAAAUAACCUGUUUAAAUGUUUCUAAUAUUCCGUCGUCUUCGGUUCUAUUUAUCUCGCUUGAGUUGGAAGUGAUUCGGAGGGCGUUUUGUUUGGCGUGCGUCUUCGGGUGGAAUCGUUUCUCCUGGUACUGAUGGGAUCGGUGGUUUCCUGCGAUUGUAAAUUGCUGUAGCGUGUUCCGGAGCUCUUGUCCAUGUGUGUUAGUACAGAACUGUCUUUCUAACCACGUUUACUCUGAUUUACUCUGCUCUUUCUCCUCCGUCUUUAGUCGAGCGCUCGAGAGGUGACGCCUCGUUCGUCUCCUCGUGAAGGAUUUCUGACCUUCUAACGGCGACGAUGUACAUUAAUUAUGGUAAACGCGUGUUCACGACUAACGCGAGGGCGAAAGGAUCCGCCGCUGGUGUGAAACCGUGUCGAUGUUCUGGAGCAGCAGGAUCUCGGUGCAAUAAGCUUCUGUAGCAGCGUUCGGUGCGGUGCUAACGGAUCCGUCUCUCUCUCUCCGUCUCUCUCUUUCUCUCUCUGUGUUUGGAGUGAUCUUCAUUGGCGUGUCUUUUGCACUAUGUACAUAAACGUGAACAUGCUUUGGUAACUAAUGUGAAACUAGCACGCAUCUGACGUGUGUUUUCCAGCAGUUCUGAUGGUGAAGUCACAGCGUCUGUACAUGCAGUAACUGUUCUCUGACUGAUCGUUAAUACAAUUAAACUGUUUUCAGUAAACUAUCUACUGUACCAUGUGUUUCACUGGUGUGAUCUCUCACUGCGAGUGUGUUGAAGUGUCAUUCUGAAAGUUUUGCAACCAUUUGACUCGCAUAGUGUGAGAAAUGAAUGAUUUUAUCCAUCAGGAAUUGAUGUUUCAUGACAGAAUGAAGUCCCGAAGCAACACACGGGAGGAAACCGAAGGUCCAGAGCAUCUCCUCAUUUCCCAGCGGUGACACUUUCCAUGCUUUUACUAUAUUGAUAUGCACUGAAUCACUGCUUGAAGAUGACAAAGCUUUAAGCUGACAUCAUAUUUGUGACUCUGGAGCACAAAACCCGUCUUGAGUAUCACUGGUAUAUUUGUAGCAAUAGCCAACAAUACAUUAUAUGGGUCAAAAUUAUCAAUUUUUCUUUUAUGUCAAAAAUCAUCAGGAUAUUAAGUAAAGAUCAUGUUCCAUGAAGAUAUUUUGCAAAUUUUCUACCGUAAAUGUAUCAAAACUUUUUUGAUUAGUAAUGUAACUUUGUAAAGGUGAUUUUUCUCAAUGUUUUGAUUUUUUUUUUUUUUU